Molecule: messenger RNA, 3156 nt
Organism: Exophiala aquamarina CBS 119918
Lineage: Eukaryota; Fungi; Ascomycota; Eurotiomycetes; Chaetothyriales; Herpotrichiellaceae
Exons: 1
Coding region: 1-3156 (1051 amino acids)
Molecular function (GO): protein binding
Source: RefSeq, a predicted model, not a curated record
AUGGGCUCGUCGUUCCUUGAGGUCCUUCAUGAUCCCUUGACACGCAAGCUACUUGGGUUCGACGCCGUCCACGCAGAGAAGACUCCAUUCAUCGGUGGUGUCACUUCGCGACUGAAAUUCCUGUUGAAUGACGCGACCACCCAUCUUUCAUUCCUCAAGAUCGGAUACACUGCGCUUGAGGCUUUUUUGCAAGCCAAUUGUACUGGACCACCACUCGAUUUCAAUCCUGAAGAAUCAAUAUUUCCAGAAGUAUACUGGAAUGAUGGUCUGAAAAUACUGAAGGAAGAGCUCUUUCAAUCUCUCGCUGUCGACGGCAGUGGACCUUAUCCGUUGACACCACAUAUUGAACUGUUCUGGCUAGCUAAGCUCCUAACUUCCGACACCACGCUCGCAGAAGCAGGGUUCAAUGGCCGUCGUGCUCGAUUCAGAGUCAACUUCUGGCAUCAGAAGCUUCUGUCCGAAGAGUCCCCAUCACUCCGCAGUGCUCUGUAUUCCGACGCCGAAAUCCUUGAACACCAGCUCUCGUCACGACUUGCAUAUGGAGGCGCAGCCGCUGAAGAACACUUUGUUGAAUUUCUCGUUGAAAGAGCCCUCGUUAAAACCCAUUAUGGGGACGACCAGGUUGCCAGGGUCGACCUCGCACAUGCUGCGACCACAAGACAGUUUCAAUUCGCACUGAGCGGCGUACUGGGAAAGCGCACAAAGUUUCAAGAUCGCGACAUCACCCAACUGGUUGUCCUGGCCAAGAGCAGGGAUCAUGAGCCAGAGCCCUAUAGCAGUCGAAAAUCAAGUCGAGCUGAAGCCUCGGACUCGAGGAAGUCAAGCGCGGUCGAUACGGGGUCUGCCUCGCGACACCCACGCCCAAAAAGUCCCAAUACCCCCAUCAGUCCUCCACCUACGUCGGUACCUUAUCGUUCAGCGACACCAACACGGCCGAUGGGUAGCCAUGAACAUCUCUCCCGUCUAGCAAGUCCGAUUACCCAACCAGAAAAUAUCCUUCUCAACGACGACACCCUCCUGGAACGGAUUCAUUUCAAGCAGACUUUGGUUCCAAUGUCUUCCGACAACAUGACCCAAGUUGUUCCCCCCGAGUCAGCUUUGCCACCUCAGCUUGCAGCGCUUGACCCCGCCAACCAACCGCUGCUGUUCCCCAUGGACAGUAUCAUCCUCCUAGCAACAGCUAGCAGUAUCUCUAACACCUCUCCAUCCGAUGGUCUUGUCAGGGAAGAGACGCUUCCGUAUGCUACACGGGUCCUAGAUGGCGGAUCUAGUAAUUGGCAAGUCUACACUCAAGCACUCCUAGUUCGAAGUAGAAUCGAAGGGUAUCGGUCCCGCACGACAGAAAGAGGCCUUCUCCAACUCCAAGCACUCGUUGACCAAGUCAUAGCUGAAACUUCCGAAGCCCAACCUUCGACAUCCUCGAAUUCCGAUCCUGAUGCUAAGCUCCCCGCCGCAAACACAUUCCUUCCUAAAGCUUCAGCCUCUGAGUCCGCCACUGUGGCUGAACGACUGAGAUACAUCUACCAGCUUUCACCUCCUUUGAGGUGGGAACUCGAAGCCGAGCUUGCGGCGCGCUGGACACAUAUGGGCGGGCUCAAGACGGCGCUGGAGAUUUAUGAACGUCUGCAAAUGCAUGCUGAGGUAGCGCUAUGUCUCGCGGCAACGGAUCGCGAGGGCGAUGCUAUCAAACUAUUGAAAUCCAUGCUCUUCGAGGAUGUCACCGCGAGUGCUACAACCGCUGCAAAAGGCCCAGCCCAAGAGAAUGGUGGCGGCUCCGACGAGACCAUUUCACUCAAAUUUCGCACCUCUCCUCCACCCACUGACGCACCUCGCUUGCUUUGCAUCCUGGGGGACAUCACAUCUCACCCUUCGUAUUACGAUCUAGCAUGGACUGCGUCAGGCAAUAGGUACGCUCGCGCACAACGUUCCCUCGGCCGGCAUUUCACCAAGAAGCGUGACUUCCCUGCUGCAGCCAAGGCGUUCACGCUUGCAUUGGGCGUCACGCAGGUAGACCGCAGCUGCUGGUUCUCCCUCGGCUGCGUCCAGCUUGAGCUUGAGGAUUGGAUGGGUGCAGUGGAGAGCUUUACGCGCUGUGUACAGCUCGAGGACAGCGACGGGGAGAGCUGGAGUAAUAUGGCAGUGGCUUUGUUGAAGUUACCGCCACCGCAGUCUUCAGCGACGGAGCAGCAGCCAGAGGAAGAUAAGGUGCCACAAGCGUCUGACACCCCUGACGCCGACCACGACCACGACGAACCUCCUGAUCCACUGACCCAGACCAAACAGCAACAGCUCGAACGCCGCCAACGACAGGGACCAUACGCACACACAUUCUCAGCUCUUCGCGCUCUCCGGCGCGCUGCAACUCUCAAGCGCGACGACGCUCGUAUCUGGGACAAUUAUCUGACAGUGGCGGCGUCGAUCCCACCCAGUGCGGGCACGCCGUGGAGUGAGAUCAUUCAGGCCAUGGGUCGUGUGAUUGAGCUCCGUGGGAAGCGAGAGGGUGAGGGGUGCAUCGAUCUCAACAUAUUAAAGGUUCUCGUCGAGUAUAUCACCGCGGGGUAUGAUUAUCCUGCCGCAGAUGGUGGUAGUGAGACCAGCAGCAGCAUGGCGGACGACAAAGCUGAGCCAGGUAUACGAAGCGAGACCAAGGCAAUUCAGCAGCCACCUACAGAAAAGUCAGCAACAUCAAUAACCACCCCGUCCCCGACCCCAGCCCGACUACUACACCUCCCCGCCUCCCUCCUGCACCUAAUCGACACGCAAAUAACACCGCUGGCCACCAGUUCCCCCUCCCUCUACCUCCUCCUCACCAAGGUCUCAACAUGGCGACACCGCCCGACAUUGGCCCUCUCCCAAGCCGAGAAAUCCUGGCGGCUUCGUCUUACCACGCUCUCGCCAUCUGAGGAUUUUGGCAGUUUAUCCCAGACGGACUGGGAGAGUGUCGUCAACAAAACUAUCUGGUUGAUGCGAGUGUACAAGGAGUUAGGCCCGAAGGAGAGGGAAAGGACAGGGGGAGUUGUGGAGUCGAAGUGGGCGUUUAAGGCGAGGACCGCCGCAAGGAGGGUUCUGGGUAGAGCGAAGGAUACCUGGGAGGGGAGCGACGGAUGGGUCAGGUUGGAGGGAGAGGUAGAAGGUCUGAGAGGAGGCGCGGAGUAG